Messenger RNA from Nasonia vitripennis (jewel wasp), 2925 nucleotides. Its product is annotated as aminopeptidase Ey. Lineage: Eukaryota; Metazoa; Arthropoda; Insecta; Hymenoptera; Pteromalidae. Gene Ontology annotation, cellular component: cytoplasm. Gene Ontology annotation, biological process: peptide catabolic process; proteolysis. Bases 110 to 2890 code for a protein of 926 amino acids. The transcript has 9 exons. Gene Ontology annotation, molecular function: metalloaminopeptidase activity; peptide binding; zinc ion binding. The record is from RefSeq and is a predicted model, not a curated record.
UUGGCGCUUCAGUAUCGCAAGCGAAUCGGUGCCGGUUCGUCGCGUCACGAGAGAGUAAGGUCGUUCAUUCUUACAUAAUUAUUCAUUUUUUCAUCUAAUAUCGCGCGGAAUGUCUUAUUUCACUUGGACAAAGCUGUCAUGGCUUUUUCCAGUUUUCUUAUUCGCGCUGCACAUCACAACAGCCGAGAAGUGCGUGUUGAAGAGAUUCGAGCGUCCAACUGGUGUUUACCGACUGGCUAAAUCGGUGCUACCGGUAUCUUACGAUUUGACGCUACGAAAAGUAGAUUUCAACGAAUUCGUGUUCGAAGGCGACGAAAGAAUCGAAGCCAAGGUUGUGGCGAGAACCGACGUUAUCCAACUUCAUAAGAGGAACUUGACCACGACGCUGCUUUACGUUUUGGAUACGGAUAGCUUCAAGCGGAUAAACGUUCUUGGAACCAGUUACAAUGAGAUCACUGAAAUCUGGUCGAUACGUUUGGAAAGACAGCUGCGGCGUUCGGGUAAUAUCCGCAUCGCCAUCAAAUUCAGUGGGUCGAUGAGAGAUGAUAUGGUUGGAUUUUACAAGAGUUACUACAUCGACGAAGCUGGCAAAACGAGAUGGUUGGGGGCAACUCAAUUCGAGCCAGCAAACGCGCGAGACGCCUUUCCCUGUUUCGACGAGCCGGCUCUCAAGUCCAAAUUUUCGAUCACCAUAGUCGCACCCAAAGGUUACUCCUGUUUGAGCAACAUGCCAUCGAAUCCCACGUACAAUGUUCCCUGCACCUUCGAGCAGUCGCCACAGAUGUCCAGCUACCUGGUAGCCUACGUGAUCUCGGAUUUCGUCCACCUCGGUAACGCCACGUCCAACUAUCGCGUCUGGACUCGUCCAGGUGCCCUGCAAUACGCUCGUUACGCUUUGAAAAUCGGCCCCGAGAUCCUCCACCAACUGGGACAACGAUUCGAUGAACCGUACCAUCUUCCGAAAAUGGACCUCAUUGCGAUACCGGACAUGUUGCCCGGUGCCAUGGAGAAUUGGGGUCUCAUCACCUUCGACGAGUGGAGCCUGCUGUACGACGAAGCUGAGGCUUCCGAUGAAGUCCAGCAGAGAGUCGCUAUGUAUGUAGCUCACGAGUCCAGUCACCAGUGGUUCGGGAAUCUCGCGACGCCGGAGUGGUGGAGUUACUCCUGGCUGAGCGAAGGUUUCGCGCAGUACUUUGAGUUCAUGGCUGUUGACAAGCUCGAGCCCGGCUGGAGGAUGGACCAGCAGUUUGUGGUACAACAGUUCCAAGUGGCACUAGCUGCCGACGGUGUGCAAAAUUCUGAAUCUCUGACCGAGAAAAUCAAGGCAACCAGAGCGGAAAUCGAAAAUGUUGGAAGUACCAUCACCUAUUCCAAAGGUGCGAGUCUGAUACGAAUGUUGGAGUUGACCUUUGGGACCGAUCUGUUCAACGCCGCUCUGCGCGAGUAUCUGCAAGAUCGGAAGUUCAAGUCCGCAACACCCGACGACCUGUGGAGAGUUUUUCAGGAGCGCGUAUUUCGGUCCCGCAAUUUAUCGCCAAAACUGAAGAUGAUCCCAGUCUCCAGGUUCAUGAAGACCUGGACGGAUCAACCUGGUUACCCAUGCUUAACGGUAGACAUCAAACCCAAGGUCAUAAAAAUCAGCCAACAGAGGUUCUUACUCCCAAACAGAAAAGCCGUUUCCACCAACUCGGUUUGGAGGGUGCCCGUCACCUGGAUGACGUCUGACCAGGUCAACGGAACAAGCCGUCCGAGCACCACACCUAAGUACUGGUUGGCGAGCAAAAACGCAGUUAUACCAAAUCCGAACAGGAAUGCCGAUUGGACGAUAUUCAACGUGCAAUCAGCAGGGUUUUAUCGCGUCAACUACGAUAAGGACUCGUGGAACAAGAUCAUUAACGUUUUGCUGAGCAAAGAUUUCGUGAAGAUUCCGGUGGUCAACAGGGCAGCCAUAGUCGACGACAUGUUCAAUUUGGCAAGAGCUGAAAUGCUUGAUUAUCAGACCGUGUUUCGAGCGAUGGAGUACCUCAAACACGAAACUCAUUACUUGCCCUUAAAGUCUGCUAUCGAGUCUCUACGUUACUUGUUAAGAAGAUUCGCUGCUACAGACGAUUCGCAAGUUUUCUAUAAGCACGUAGCAUCUUUGUUCGCAAAUGUUUACGAAAAACUAGGCUACGACGAUAAACCUGGGGACGAUCGAUUGACGAUAUUUUUGCGGCAGGAAGUAAACGGGAUAAUGUGCUACCUUGGUCUUGCCGACUGCAUUGACAGGUCGAAGCAUUACUUUUCCAACCUAACGAUCAACGGGAUACCAAUCCCGAAGAACCAACGGCCAACGGCGUACUGUUAUGCCCUCAAAUAUGGAAAUUCGGAUGAUUGGGACUAUUUGUGGAACAAAUUUAGAACAGGCAAUUUGGCCACCGAACAAAGCACUAUCUUGCAAGCCCUUGGAUGUACCGAAAGUCCAGAAACCAUUAAAAGAUAUUUGUUAAAAACGCUGGAAACUGCACAAAUCAGCGGCAUACGCCAGUCAAAUCUAUUAUUUGUUAACAGAGGAUUGAGUUCGUCCGUUACCGCCGCUAGGACGAUUCUCGAAUUUGCCGAGGAGUAUCGAGUUGAUAUAUUCAAAAAGUAUGGCAGCUACGAUAAGAUUACUGAUCUGAUCUCGUCCGCGCUGCCAGAUUAUGCCACUAAGGAUUUAGUAAUAAAGUUAAACGGUUUGACAGCCAGCAACAAUGGCAUGUCAAAUCUAUCGUCGAUUCGCACCGAUUUAAAUGAUAUUUUGCUAGAUACCUCGUUCGAAUUGAAUUGGAUCAAAAAGCAUAAGAACUCUAUUGUAGAGUGGAUCUCAUCGAAUGGAAAACCUGUAACGGCAAAUUUGUAUUUUAAUUAAUGAAACAAAUUAAUAAAUUACAUAUAUUACCACGA